This is a messenger RNA of Cyclopterus lumpus (lumpfish), 1368 nucleotides long. RefSeq names its product voltage-dependent calcium channel gamma-4 subunit-like. NCBI's taxonomy places the organism in Eukaryota, Metazoa, Chordata, Actinopteri, Perciformes, Cyclopteridae. Gene Ontology annotation, cellular component: postsynaptic density membrane; AMPA glutamate receptor complex. Gene Ontology annotation, biological process: transmission of nerve impulse; neurotransmitter receptor transport, postsynaptic endosome to lysosome; neurotransmitter receptor internalization. Gene Ontology annotation, molecular function: voltage-gated calcium channel activity; channel regulator activity. The record is from RefSeq and is a predicted model, not a curated record.
AUGGAGGCGAAAGGCAGAAACAUGCCGCCAGAUAUCAGUUUCCUUCCUCGCCCGGCGAUGGUGUGGUGCGAGCGGGGCAUCCAGGUGCUGCUGACCACCAUGGGGGCGUUCGCGGCCUUCGCCCUCAUGACGGUGGCCAUCGGCACGGACUACUGGCUGUACGCCCGCGCCUUCAUCUGCAACAGCACGGCCAACUCGUCCCAGGACGACUCCAACAACAAGGACAAGAAGGACCCCGGGGCGCUCACCCACUCCGGCCUCUGGAGGAUCUGCUGCCUGGAAGGCUUGAAGCGAGGUGUGUGUUCCCAGAUCAAUCAUUUCCCAGACGACGCAGACUACGACCAAGAUUCUGCAGAGUAUCUGCUGCGUGUGGUCCGAGCCUCCAGCAUCUUCCCCAUCCUCAGCGCCAUCCUGCUCCUGCUGGGCGGCGUGUGCGUCGCCUCCAGCAGCUUCUACAAGAGCAAGAGGAACAUAGUUCUCGGCGGAGGGAUUCUCUUCGUGGCUGCGGGCCUCAGUAACAUCAUCGGGGUAAUCGUGUACAUCUCGGCGGCCCUGAGCGACAUCUCCCCCAAGAAGGACGAGGACAAGAAGUGGCACUACUCCUACGGCUGGUCAUUCUACUUCGGCGGCCUGUCCUUCAUCCUGGCCGAGAUGGUGGGCGUCCUCGCCGUCAACAUCUACAUCGAGAAGAACAAGGAGCUGCGCUGCCGUUCUCGCGCCGACCUCUUCAAGAGCACCACGCACGCCGUGCUGCGGCUGCCCAGCUACCGCUUCCGGCGACGCUCGCGCUCCAGCUCGCGCUCCACCGACCCGCCGCACUCGCAGGAGGCCUCACCCAUCGGCACGUCCAAGACCUUUAGCCUGCCGCCGUCCGCUCCACCCUUCUCCGUGGCCACCCUGCCCAACCCGCACCACGGCAGCAGCGGCGGGAGCGGCGGAGGAGGAGGAGGUGGCGACAUCUCCAUGUACACCCUGACGAGGGACUCCAAGCUGGGCAGCCUCGGAGGCGGCGCCCCGCCUCUCUACGGCACCGUGGACCGCGCCACGCUGUACCAGCUCCACAACUACUUCCCAAAGGAGUCCAGCGGCGGCAGCGGAGGAGGAGGAAGCGGGGGAGCGGUGAUAAACAGCGGCACACUCCCAUCUCACUCCAAGUCCAACUUGGCGGCGGCGGCGGUGGCCGUAGCCCAGAAUGCAGCGCCGUUGAAUACCUCCGCGUCAGCCGCCGUGCCUGCCCAGCCGGCUCCGAUAUCUACAGCCACCAUGGAGAGGGACCGGGGGAACAUGGGAACCCUGGACCGCCUGACGGCCAAAAGGGACCGGGACAGCAACUCAGAUACUCUGAACAGGAAAACUACGCCAGUUUAA